ACCGAUUUGCAAAUUUGUGGCCGAACUUUAAAAACUACAAAAGCGUGGCCAGAGUUUGCUUCCACCUUUUAAAACUUUGGCUCCCGUCAAAUGCCCUCUAACGGAGCUAACGGAGUUGAGGGUAUUUUUGGAUUUUUUGAAAUUCUUCUCUUUUUUUUCCUUUAUUUUCUCAGCUGCCGCUGCUGUCCUUCGUUCUCCCUCUCUCCUUCUUCUCUCUCUUUUUUUUUCCUCUCUCUCCACACCACAGUCUCCUCUACAUCCUCCCAAGUCCCAUGUAUCUCACUCGGUUUCUCCUUGUCCUGGAAACUCGAUUACCAAUGGUGGGGACUUCCUCUAUGCAAAUAUUUUUUUUGCUUCAAUAUGGUCAGACCUCAACAGAGAUACAGGGGAGUUCGCCAGAGGCAUUGGGGUUCUUGGAUCUCCGAAAUUCGCGACCCUGUAGUGUCACGUACUAACUUCAUUUACAAUGCCUCAAAUGAGAUUCAAGGAAGUCAAGGGGAGAGUAUUCAAGAGUUCAAGUCACCAGAAGAGGAAUAUAUUGAACAGAUAAUCCAAGAAUUGUUGGAUUAUGGACCUGUUGAGCUUUGUUCUGUAAUUAUCUUUGGAAAGAAAGAUGGAUUGAUUAAAGAACCCCAGCCCCUUCUGUUUCUUCCCCCUUUUCCCCAAAUAAUUUUAUUUAUAUAUUUUUACAUAUCUACCUCUUUAUUUUUUUAAUUUCUAAGUGAGUUAACAGCUGAAAUCUAACGGACUUAACGGCAGCCAAAGUUUUAAAAGGCGGAGGCAAACUCUGGCCACGCUUUUGUAAUUUUUAAAGUUUGGCCACAAACUUGCAAAUCGGUGUAAAC
Daucus carota subsp. sativus is the source of this 845-nucleotide messenger RNA. RefSeq lists its product as uncharacterized. Gene Ontology annotation, biological process: regulation of DNA-templated transcription. The record is from RefSeq and is a predicted model, not a curated record. Gene Ontology annotation, molecular function: DNA-binding transcription factor activity. The coding region runs from base 91 to 714 and encodes 207 amino acids. The transcript is spliced from 2 exons. NCBI's taxonomy places the organism in Eukaryota, Viridiplantae, Streptophyta, Magnoliopsida, Apiales, Apiaceae.